Prunus avium (sweet cherry) is the source of this 2772-nucleotide messenger RNA. The record is from RefSeq and is a predicted model, not a curated record. Lineage: Eukaryota; Viridiplantae; Streptophyta; Magnoliopsida; Rosales; Rosaceae.
GAAGUCAAGCUAUUCAAAUGGGUUUUGUUGCAAGAGCAUCCACCAUUUCCAGAGCUUUUGGAAACACAAAAAUAGGUGGCUGCCCACAAUCAAGUUUGGGUGAAAAGAGCUCAGAUUUUGGGGACACCCAUUUGAAGUUGUAUUGGGUUCGGCAUAUCAAGCUAAACGAUGGUUGUUGAGCCAUUUCCCUCCUCAUCUGCAAAUACUGAUUGGUACUGAUGGUUGCAUAUGGAUGGAGAUCAUUAAGAUGAAAAACAAUAAAGCAACCUCCUCCAAGGAGAAGAAGGAGGAGGUGCCAACAACACCAUGCCAAGGACCAAAAACACAGCUUCUUCUCUUUUUGGGUCAAUGGUUUUUCCUUGUGUUGCUGCCUUCCUUUGCCUCUGCUGCCUGUGACCAAGUGGAUCACAAAGCUCUGUUGUCCUUGGCUUCUAAGGUAUCUUCAUCACCACCAUUGAAUUGGUCUGCUUCCAUUGACUGUUGCCUUUGGGAAGGAAUAGUUUGCAACCUAGAUGAUCAACGCAUCAUCCGUGCAUCACUUCCUGGGAGAGGCUUAAGUGGUGUCAUAUCUCCGUAUAUCACCAACCUCACCUAUCUCACCCAUCUCAAUCUCUCCCGGAAUUCCCUCUCAGGUCCUCUCCCAGAUGACUUGUUUUCCUCGCUUCAUCGCCUCCGGGUCCUUGACUUAAGCUUCAACCAUCUCGUCGGCCAGUUAUCAUCCUCCUCCAGCCAAACCACUGCACUUCAGACGGUUGACUUGUCCAGCAAUUCAUUCAAUGGCACAAUCCCAUCUUCAUUCAUUGUCUCCGCUGUAUCUGCAGGCACCCUCACCACUUUCAAUGUCAGCUACAACAGCUUUACUGGUCCUAUACCCCUCUCUGUUUUUUGCAGCAAUGGAAACAAUCACACUUCCCUCACCAUUUUGGACUUGUCCUUCAACAAGUUCACUGGCGUAGUUCCCUCCGGACUUGGGGCAUGUUUCAAGCUCCAAGUCUUCCGAACAGGCUUCAAUUACCUCUCAGGAUCUCUCCCGGAUGACAUUUACGACGCUACUAGUCUCCAGGAGCUCUCUCUGCCUUUCAAUCUUCUCUCGGGAGUCAUCAAUAAUAGCAUCACGCGCCUGAAAAAUCUAAAGAUCCUAUGGCUCGCCUCGAACCAAUUCUCUAGACCAAUCCCCAGCCAUAUUGGUGCGCUUUCCAGAUUGGAAAGCUUGCUUCUCUACUCCAACAACCACACAGGUCCCUUACCUCCAUCACUCACAAACUGUAAAAAUCUAUCCAUCUUGAAUUUGAGGUUCAACAACUUAACUGGAGAUCUCUCUGCCUUCAAUUUCUCUACUCUUCAUCAUCUCACCACAUUGGACCUCGGCAACAACAACUUCACGGGUGAGUUACCACAGAGCCUCUACUCUUGCAAAUCACUUACAGCUAUUAGAUUGGCCGGUAAUCAGCUCAGAGGGCAAAUAUUGCCUGAAAUAGUUGCACUAAAAUCCCUGGCUUAUCUCUCCUUCUCUUCGAACAACCUAACAAAUGUUACUGGGGCUCUUAGGAUUCUCAUGGGUUGCAAGAAUCUGACCACUCUGACCCUUGGCAAGAACUUUGGGUUUGAAACUAUACCAGAUUAUGACAACGUAACAGACCCAGAUGGAUUCCACAAUCUUCAGCUUCUUACUCUGGAGGGUUGCCAAUUCAAAGGUCAACUGCCCACCUGGCUAGCCAAUCUAAAAAAUCUUCAAGUCUUGGACCUGGCAUUUAACCUUAUAACUGGUUCUAUUCCCACUUGGUUGGGUAGUCUGCCCAACCUUUUCUACAUGGAUUUGUCCCAUAACCUGCUUACAGGAGGACUUCCAAAUAUGCUCUGUGCGUUGCCAGUUUUGACAUCAAAAGAGGCUGGUGAUCAAGUGGAAAGAGGUUAUCUAGAGUUGCCUAUCUUUGUCAUGUCCAGCAACGCGAAUAAUCAGAAAUACAAGCAGCUCUCCAACCUGCCUCCGACCAUAUAUCUGGGUAGCAACAACCUUAGUGGCAAGAUCCCCAUUGAGAUUGGCCAAUUGAAGUUUAUUCAUGUGUUGGAUCUUAGUCAUAACAACUUCUCUGGCAGCAUUCCGGAUCAGAUUUCUAACCUCACCAACUUAGAGAGAUUGGAUCUCUCCCAUAACCAUCUAUCUGGUGAAAUCCCUGCUUCUCUCAAAGGUCUGCAUUUCCUUUCUUCCUUUAGUGUGGCAUACAAUGAUCUUCAGGGACUUGUACCAACUGGAAGCCAAUUUGAUACUUUUACGACCUCCAGCUUUGAAGGAAAUCCGGGCCUAUGUGGCCCUCCAACUCUGAACCGCUCUUGCCCUCAAAGGCUUCAAAGCCUUCCACCAGUAUAUCCAGCUACGCAGAGAUAUAACAGGAAGAAGCUGCUUGUUGCAGUCAUCUUUGUGAUCUCUUUUGGCAUCAGUUUUGGCAUUGGUUUUAGAAUUGAUGCUAAGAAAAUUCCAUUAGUUGGUAGGUGCAGAAAGUAUGUAUUUAAACCUGAAACAACAGGUUUUGAAAUAAAAACAUUUUGAUCCAAAUGCAUGGAAAUUCAUCAUAUGACAUGAGAAAACAAAAAGCACUUUUACCAUCAAAAAAGAAAAAAAGAAAAGGGGUAUUGAUUUAAAUUUAAUAAACUUUGGUCAGUAGAAGAAAAGGGUGUUAGAGAGGGACUGUGAACCGCGUGAAAAAGUUUCAAUAUAACAAAUAAUAUAUGAGGCAGCUUAUAUUUUUUUUGGGUGAACUAAGGCAGCUUAAU